AUGUAUGGUUUUAAUCUGAGGAUGCAGAAGAAAGGGCGGCCUCGAAUGUCAGUGCCACAGUUUGGGGGGUGGGAUCAAAACGGUGGGGCAGAUGUGAGUUCAGGGUACACAGUGGUGUUUUCAAAGGCUCGAGCUGAUCGACAGCAUCAAAAGACUGACUUAUCUGAGGUCAAGCGUCAAACUCAUCAACUCCAAGAUCAUCAUCAUCUUCAUCAUGACAAUAAUAACCUUCCCAAAAACCAAGCUCAUCACCACCACCACCACCACCACCACAAGAGGCAUGAUCGUCAUGUAUUGAUGAAUAUAAUGUUUAUGAUUGUGCAGGGGAAAAAGAGAAACAAGAUAAUGUCAUGGAUCUUCUGCUGUAUUAGGCCUUGA
Messenger RNA from Neltuma alba, 378 nucleotides. Its product is annotated as putative eggshell protein. The coding region runs from base 1 to 378 and encodes 125 amino acids. The transcript has 2 exons. The record is from RefSeq and is a predicted model, not a curated record. Lineage: Eukaryota; Viridiplantae; Streptophyta; Magnoliopsida; Fabales; Fabaceae.